Messenger RNA from Eucalyptus grandis, 2470 nucleotides. Its product is annotated as protein PNS1. Gene Ontology annotation, cellular component: membrane. Gene Ontology annotation, molecular function: transmembrane transporter activity. The coding region runs from base 157 to 1815 and encodes 552 amino acids. The transcript has 5 exons. Lineage: Eukaryota; Viridiplantae; Streptophyta; Magnoliopsida; Myrtales; Myrtaceae. The record is from RefSeq and is a predicted model, not a curated record. Gene Ontology annotation, biological process: transmembrane transport.
UUAAAAAACUACAGCUUCGACCAAUAGCGAUACCACCAUCAGUGCCCAAAAAGAAACAACCAACGCCCUCACCCACCCGAAAAUACACGAAGUUUCCAGCCUUCCGGACACCACCACGACCGCCGUCGCCGGUGAAUCAAGAUCGCCGCCUCCGUCAUGGGGGCUACUGCAGAACCCGCGGUGGAGAGAGAGAGUGAAGGUGGGGGAAGAGGAACAGAGGAGGAGGGGAGAGAGGAGAAAUUAGGCGGUGAGGAAUUGAAGGAUGUGGAGAGAGGCGAGGUGGGAUUUCGAAAAGGAGUGGAUGGUUCUUAUCAGCACCCGACGGAAUAUAAUGCUUCGAUGUUGCGGGGGUUGCACCCGACGAACCCUUUGAGGAUUGUCAUCAAUGGAGGGACGAGAGUGACUACUCCUUCUCCUGUUCAUGCUUCCAUACCUCGCUCCACACCUACCCCUUCUUAUCCCUCCGUCCCUCGCUCCACACCUACUCCUCAGUCCAUAACAACACUGAACUCAAGAAAAUACACAAACAAGUUCUCUCUCUUCCUGUUCCUCCUGCACUUGGUGAUAGCAGUCGGUUUAGUUGGUUUUCUCGUGUUCAAGGGGAUUCAAGGUCUUAUAGAGUCAUCAGAGGACAUUAAAAAAUGGGAAAAAACUGUGCUGAAGUACUAUGUUCCACAAGUAGAAGCUGCAUCCUUUCUAAGUAUCACUCUUGCAUUUGCUUGGCAAAAGGCUGUGAGGGAAUGGCCUAAGUUGAUGGUCCCUUUCAUAUUGUGGAGCACUUUCGUCACAUCAUUGUCUGCCGGAGCUCUGCUACUUUGCUUCCAGACGCCUCCUACCGAUGGCGUAGGAGUCUGUUUUAUUGCAUUUGCCAUUUGCAAUGGCUUAUAUGCGUGCUGGGUUUCGCAACGGACUAAGUUCUGUUGCAUUAUGUUCUUGAAAUCGCUGGAGCCUCUUUCAAAGUUCCCAGACAUAAAUCGACCCAUAUAUGCAAUGCUUGGAGCUGGAUUUCUAUGGAUGUCUCUGUGGAACUUAGCUGUUAUAGGGGCGUUGAACUUCAAAUUUACUCCAUUGAUCAUAAUUUUAUUGGCAUUGAGCUUGGCUUGGGUGACUGAAGUUAUGAGAAAUAUAGCGAAUAUAACGGUUAGCCGGGUCAUUGCUUUGUAUUAUCUGAGAGGAAUGCAAUCUAGUACUCAGUUUUGCUUCCAGAGAGCAUUGACGUACAAUUUGGGAAGUGCUUGUCUUGGAUCUCUUUUUGUUCCGACCAUCGAAGCGCUGAGAAUUGUUGCUCGAGGUUUAAAUUUGCUUCAGGGAGAAGAUGAAUUCAUGUUUUCUUGUGCAAAUUGCUGCCUCGGUUUGAUGGACUUCAUCUUCAAAUUCGGUAAUGGCUGGGCCUUUGUGCAGAUAGCAGCGUAUGGAAAAGGCUUUGUGAAAGCAUCACAAGAUACAUGGGAACUAUUCGAGAGACAAGAAAUGGUGCGCAUUGUUGAUUCAGACAUCACCAGCUCAAUUUGCUUUCUCACUGGCGUUUGUAGUGGCUCAAUCUGUGUCAUCGUAGCUGCUGCUUGGACUGUCAAAGUACACGGAGGCUUCACUGCCACAAUUUCCCUACAUGCAUUCUGCGUUGGGUACCUAAUGACCAGAAUUGCCAUGGCACUGCCUUAUGCUUGUGUGAGUUGCUACUAUGUGUGUUAUGCGGAGAACCCACAGAAUAGGCUUUUUGACGAAACGAUAAGGGACCGUCAAAAGAUGAUAGAAUCGCGUCAGGAGGUGGUCGUGCCAACCCCAAGAGUGCCUGCUCGGUUCCGAAGAGCGUAGCCUGCACAGCCAUAAAUCUUCGAGGAAUCGGAUAUGUGAAAAAGCAAUCGUGCAUGGAGAGGAAUCGUGGGAUUUUAGAGCCGUGGCCAAAUUUUCAUUCUUGACGUGGAUAUACGCGUGUCGAUACGGAUAUGGAUCCGGGUCAAAUUGGAGCGGAGGUAGUUUUUCCCAAGAGGAUCGUGAAGAACACAAAAGGAUGUGUGAAAUGGUGAAAGUCGAGCAAUUAUUGGAGUACUCGAUAUUGGAGGAAAUGUGGAGAGCCCACUCAAGAUUCUUAUCCACAAGGCUACAAGGCGAGCAAAGUUGCUUUUGGCACUGCUUUAUCGCAUAUACUUGGAGUAUAUUCGGUACAGAGGGCUCCCACCAUCAUUAUUUAAUUGCUGUGCCCAGUUCUGUCUGUUAACCCCACAGCCAUCGAUUCAUUCAAGAUUACUUCUGUACGUAAAAUCUUGUUUUUUUUUUUUUUUCAUCAUCAGGUAGGUCAGUUUCGUGAAUUCUACUCAACUUGUAAAUAGCGUUCUCAUCUUGUUUUCCCCUGUAAGAAAAUCGAAUUAUGUAUGUAGCAGGAGGAAGGAUUUAGCUGUUUUCUUUAUUAUUCUUUGGCCGGUAGCCCUUUAGCCGCAAAGAAAUCCGCUCACGACUCGGGCCUGAUUUA